Rhodamnia argentea is the source of this 1546-nucleotide messenger RNA. RefSeq names its product vacuolar protein sorting-associated protein 9A-like. Gene Ontology annotation, cellular component: endocytic vesicle; cytosol. Gene Ontology annotation, biological process: vesicle-mediated transport. Lineage: Eukaryota; Viridiplantae; Streptophyta; Magnoliopsida; Myrtales; Myrtaceae. Gene Ontology annotation, molecular function: guanyl-nucleotide exchange factor activity; small GTPase binding. The record is from RefSeq and is a predicted model, not a curated record. The transcript has 6 exons. Bases 245 to 1420 code for a protein of 391 amino acids.
CUAACAGUCUUGCUAUGGUCCUCGGUCUCAACUGUGAUACUUUUCUUCUCCACGGAGUCUGAUCUCAACUUCUGAUCAAAAACCACAAUCGCGAGUGGCGACUUUGACGGCGGAGGCGGAGAGGAAGAGCGAUCGGAGCUCCUGCUGUCCGCGUGAUUCUCGCUUGAGGCAGUGAAUUUGGAAACCUCGGCGUUGUUUUUUCCUUUUGGUUUUUUUGCUGGCUUCGGAGCUGUGAAGUGGAAACAUGGAGACGACGCCUCCGUCGUCGCCGUCGUCGCUAGCGUCUCCAUCCUCGAUGGAGUUCUAUGAUUUCCUCGACCGGAUGCGCAACCCUGCUUCUCUCGAUCUCGUUCGAUCCAUUAAGAGCUUCAUUGUAUCCUUCUCGUUUUAUCCUGCAAAUCCUGAAAAUGAUGGCAAAAAAGUGCAAGACUUCUUUAUGACAAUGGAAGGUGCGCUAAGGGAUCAUCCUCUCUGGGCAGGCGCUUCUGACAAAGAGAUCGACUGUGCAAUGGAGGGAUUGGAAAAAUAUGUCAUGACAAAGCUGUUCUCUCGGACGUUUGCUUGUUCUCCAGAGGAUUCAAACGUUGACAGGGAGAUUGCAGAGAAAAUUUCACUAUUGCAGACCUUCUUGAGGCCUGAGCAUUUAGAUAUACCUGCUAUUCUCCGAAAUGAAGCGUCAUGGUUGCUUGCAGAGAAGGAGCUGCUAAAGAUGAAUAGCUUCAAAGCUCCCCGGGAGAAGCUUCUGUGCAUUAUGAAUUGCUGUAGGGUUAUCAACAAUUUGCUGCUCAAUGCAUCAAUAUCAGAAAAUCAUGUACUAGCUGGGGCUGAUGACUUUCUUCCGGUUCUUAUAUACGUUACGAUCAAGGCUAAUCCUCCACAGCUGCAUUCCAACCUCAAAUUCAUUCAACUAUAUCGAAGACAGGCAAAACUUAUCUCUGAGGCAGCCUACUAUCUCACAAAUCUCAUCUCAGCAAAGUCAUUUAUUGCCGACUUAAAUGCCAGAUCUCUAUCUAUCAAUGAAAUCGAAUUCGAGGAAAACAUGCAAGCAGCUAGAGGAGCCAAUAAACUUGCACAUGAUGAGCCUGACCCUGCAGUUGAGGAGAUCGCUGCCAGGAGAAGACAGGGCAACCCUGGUCCUUCCUUUACAAUGAGUGAUAAAGAAAGAAUUAUGAAAGGACGUUCAACUUAUCCAUUCAUGGAAGCGAAAGCUGAUGAACUUACAGUUGGAGAUGUUGAAAGACUACUAAGCAUAUACAAGGAUGUAGUCAACAAGUACACACAUCUAAGUGAGGCAUUUAGGCAGCUCUCUUUGUCAAAACCGGAGUUUCAUCAUUUGGAGGGAACUGGUGGCUUGUUUGCCCAGCCACCUCAGAUAAGCAUUCGCAAAGACAAAGAAAGCGUCGAAGGAAGAGGUGAAUAAUGUGUCAAAAGCUUUUUAGCGGGUUUAUCAGGUAGGUAUUGGACUCUUCUUGGCCAUUAUACUACGCAAUUUUGUUGCCAAGCAUAACAUGUUCACGGAUCACAGGAUAAAACAUCACUUGCUAAA